AUGGUCACACCUCGGAACAUACGAUACUCACUCGAAAGAUGGAAGACGGCUAGCAUUGGGAAAUAUUCGAAGCCAGAAUAUAAGCGCAAGACUAGCUCAACCGCAAGUAGCACGGGAGAGCCACUGAGUAUGAGCGACGGUAUAGAUUGCACUUACCUGGGACCCCAAACCGUACCAUCAGGUUACAAUCCUCAGGACGUUGAGAUAACACAGUCUGGAGAUUCUACUUCCACACAGUCAAACAGUGAGCCGGGAAUCACCAACGGAGAGACUGAAAAUACAAAUACGCCCACUAUCCUUCACAAUGAGCCCGACACAAUGGAGCCAGCCAUCAUUAGUGGUCCCCCAGCCAUUCUCGCUGGCCCUCCAGAUGAUGGAAUGAGCAUUUGUUCACUAACAACCUGGGAUACAACAACUUCUUGGGCAGAUGCAAUGUUUCGAACCAUAAGUGAGGCGCAGGAUCUGUCAAACAUAUCCGACGAAACUAUUCCUCAGUGGAAGGAAUCAGUUUUUAGCCAAGGCCAGUGGCUGAUUGAUCCAGAACCACCUGAAGCCGACAGCGACCUGGGAUCUCUAGCUGUACUGGAGAGAGCACAAGCAGAAAUCGAGCAAGCUGCCGCUCACAAAAUGGCUUGUAGUGUAUGUUGGGAGUUGAAGGACCCUUCUGAGUUUCCUCCGCAUCCACCAUCAUCGUCUUGUCAUCACUGUAUUGCUGAGUGCUGCACAAGUUGUCUCACAUUUUCAAUCGACAACUCUUUACAAACAAGAUACUGGAAUGAUAUCAGAUGCCCAAGUUGUGACGAACAUAUAGGUUAUGAGGGGAUGAAGGAAUUUGCGUCUCCGGAGGCAUUUAUGGAAUACGACAAGCGCGCACUCACUCAUUACCUAUCAUCUGUUCCCAAUUUCCGCUACUGUACCUCUCCAACCUGUAAUUUUGGUCAAAUCCAUGUUGCAACAAAAUUGGGGUCAGAUACUCUUCCUCCUAGGAUAGCUUGCAGCAUGUGUUCAGUCAUCUCCUGCUCUCGACACAAUGUUCCGUGGCACGAAGGUGAGACCUGCGAGGAGUUCGACGCUAGACUAGCAAUCCAGAAUAAGGAGCAAGACAAAGGAAGCAAGAAAGAAGUGAAAAGAAUCACCAAGGCGUGUCCAAAAAAGAACUGCGGGUUGAGAAUUGAUAAGAACGGAGGAUGCCAGCAUAUGACUUGCCUCUGUGGACACGAAUUCUGCUGGGACUGCCUAAAGGACUACCCAGGUCAUACAUGGAUAUGUCCAUCACGGCGACCGCGUCGAUGUGUUCGUUACGUGGGUAAUGCGUUUUUGAGAAUGCGCCCUGGAAGGCAAAGGCAAAGGCGGAACACUCGCAGGAAUCGCAGACAUCGCAGAAAUGAUGACACGGAUGAUGAUUAA
Messenger RNA from Glarea lozoyensis ATCC 20868, 1407 nucleotides. Its product is annotated as RING/U-box. The coding region runs from base 1 to 1407 and encodes 468 amino acids. The record is from RefSeq and is a predicted model, not a curated record. Gene Ontology annotation, biological process: positive regulation of proteasomal ubiquitin-dependent protein catabolic process; protein polyubiquitination; ubiquitin-dependent protein catabolic process. The transcript is spliced from 3 exons. Gene Ontology annotation, molecular function: zinc ion binding; ubiquitin conjugating enzyme binding; ubiquitin protein ligase activity. NCBI's taxonomy places the organism in Eukaryota, Fungi, Ascomycota, Leotiomycetes, Helotiales, Helotiaceae. Gene Ontology annotation, cellular component: ubiquitin ligase complex; cytoplasm.